This is a messenger RNA of Letharia lupina, 573 nucleotides long. RefSeq lists its product as uncharacterized. Lineage: Eukaryota; Fungi; Ascomycota; Lecanoromycetes; Lecanorales; Parmeliaceae. The transcript is spliced from 2 exons. Bases 1 to 573 code for a protein of 190 amino acids. The record is from RefSeq and is a predicted model, not a curated record.
AUGGCAGUGAACACCGCGUCAGACACUUGGACCGCGCAGAAGCUGUCAUCGCUGUACGACGUUAUGAGACGUCGCUUACUAACCUGGUGUGCAGGCUUGAUUGAAGUUCCGGACUUUAUCUGGAACCGAGUCGAUCCGCUGGGUCCCAAUGCAGCAUUGCGAACCAAGAUUACUUGGGGAGUCGCAUACCUCCACCGUACUGCGAGGGACUUCAUAGAGAGCAAAUCAGUUUGGAGUAUGCUCCUGAAGCAUACCGAUACAAGAUUUGACCCUUGCACGUCACUGCUCGAGUCCACCCGAGCCGAAGAGACCACGGGAGAAGCACAUCUCGAAGUACUCGAGGAGCUGGACAAGGUCAUGACCCGCCACCUGAUCGGGUGGACGGGAGAAUAUCCCGGACACUGGAGUCUGUUCCUUGGUGUUGCAGGCGCACCCAACACUCUUUACUCCUUGGUAGAAAUGGAUGUCUUUUAUGAUCUUCAUCGAUUUAUCCUUGCAAAAAUUGCCUCGGAUUACGUCGAGUAUCUCAACAAGGAUAACAUCAAGGAAGAUCUCCCAUUUGUUCGUGAGUAA